Emiliania huxleyi CCMP1516 is the source of this 734-nucleotide messenger RNA. RefSeq names its product mitochondrial manganese superoxide dismutase (gene SOD2B). NCBI's taxonomy places the organism in Eukaryota, Haptophyta, Isochrysidales, Noelaerhabdaceae. Bases 99 to 482 code for a protein of 127 amino acids. Gene Ontology annotation, biological process: superoxide metabolic process. The record is from RefSeq and is a predicted model, not a curated record. Gene Ontology annotation, molecular function: metal ion binding; superoxide dismutase activity. The transcript has a single exon.
UGCUUCAGCGGCUCGACCAGAUCACGGACUCGAAGCUGCGUGCCGCCGUGCGCAACGCCGGCGGAGGCUUUGUCAAUCACGAGCUCUUCUUCGCAACCAUGUCGCCCGACGGCGGGGGAGACAUCGUGGAGCACGCCGGCCUUAACGCGGCAAUCGUGUCGGCGUUUGGCACCAUGGCGAUGCUCAAGCGCGCGCUCAGUUUGUCGGCGCUGGAAGUGUUUGGCUCCGGCUGGGCCUGGCUGGCACUUGACCGGCGUUCCGACAAGCUGGUCGUCCAAUCGACGCCGAACCAGGACACGCCAGCGAUGGACGCAUCGACGGUGCCGCUCCUCGGUAUCGACGUCUGGGAGCACGCGUACUACCUCAAGCACCAGUCGCGCCGCGCCGACUACAUCAAGGACUGGUGGCACGUCGUCUCCUGGCCAGAGGUCGCCCGCCGCUACGACGCCGCCCGCGCGGCCACGGGCAAGGCGGAGCUGUGAGGAGGUGAAGGGCCAGGUGCGUGGAGGCGGCGGCGCCGCGGCCGAAUUUGGGCUGCUUAGUGCUCACGGUAGUGGAACUGUGGAGCACGUCGCCGGGCGCGAGGCUUGCGGCUUGAGGCGGCUCCGGCUGUGAAGCGGCGCUGCAUGGCCCAGGCGCGCGCCAAGCGGAGGGCUGGCUGGAGGGCCUAGAUAGCGACGUGAAAAGCGGAAUGUGAAGAGAGCGUCUGUGAGUUCUGAGACGUGUCACGUGAG